AUGGAGUAUCCUAUCCCAGAGGAAAGAGAGACAGAGUGGAGGGUGGCGCUUCGUACCAAUCUCUGGAAGGAGGACCGACAAAAUUCGACCCUUCCGGUGCGAGGAAAUCCUGACCACUAACCAGCACCAUGCAGAACAACUAGAGCUGCGGAUACCGUUAUUGGGAAACCAGCCCUCAGAGAAAUGGGUAAGCGAACUGGAGACGCUAGUUGAGACUGAGGUGUGGCUGAAUGAUUCCUAUCGGGCCCUGCGGUGGCAUGCUUACCACCUCUACCCAUGGCUGAUCGAGUACAAGUGUAUUGAGGGGGAAGACUACGAUGGCUCUGGUUUGUUGUGGGAUACUAUUGAAACUAGUCUCUGGUUCGGAGACACCGACAUUGCUCGCUUCUGGUCCAUCCGAGCUGAGCGGGCAGACAACUGGGACCUUACGGAGAUCGAUGCCAUUCAGCCAGAUCUAUCUUUUCUUGCCAACCGGGA
Pelobates cultripes (western spadefoot toad) is the source of this 477-nucleotide messenger RNA. The record is from the annotation of a GenBank genome assembly. Lineage: Eukaryota; Metazoa; Chordata; Amphibia; Anura; Pelobatidae.